This is a messenger RNA of Apaloderma vittatum (bar-tailed trogon), 1447 nucleotides long. RefSeq names its product solute carrier family 23 member 1-like. The annotation marks the transcript as partial. The record is from RefSeq and is a predicted model, not a curated record. The transcript has 9 exons. Gene Ontology annotation, molecular function: transmembrane transporter activity. NCBI's taxonomy places the organism in Eukaryota, Metazoa, Chordata, Aves, Trogoniformes, Trogonidae. Gene Ontology annotation, biological process: transmembrane transport. Gene Ontology annotation, cellular component: membrane.
GUUACCUAUUAUUCAAGGAGGCACUUUUGCAUUCCUCACCCCCACCCUGGCCAUGCUGUCUCUCCCCCAGUGGAAAUGCCCUGCCUGGACACAGAAUGCUACCUUGGUGAAUGCCUCUUCACCAGAGUUCAUCGAAGUCUGGCAGACGCGGAUGCGAGAGGUGCAAGGAGCUAUCAUUGUAGCUUCCUGCUUUCAAAUCUUCGUUGGAUUUUCUGGCCUGAUUGGAUUUCUGAUGAGGUUCAUUGGCCCCCUGACAAUUGCCCCCACCAUCACCUUGGUUGCCCUACCUCUCUUUGACUCAGCUGGGGAUGAUGCUGGGCAGCACUGGGGCAUAGCAUUCAUGACUAUUGCUUUCAUAGUUCUGUUCUCUCAGUACCUGAAAGACGUCCCUGUGCCGCUGCCAUCUUACCAGAGAGGCAAGAAGUGCCACUUCUCCCCGGUCUACCUCUUCCAGAUCUUCCCGGUGCUGCUGGGGCUCUCUCUGAGCUGGCUGCUCUGCUACGUGCUGACGGUGACCAACGUCCUCCCCACGAACCCCACUGCUUAUGGCCACCUGGCCCGGACUGAUGCCCGUGGGGACGUUUUGUCGCAGGCUCCCUGGUUUCGGCUGCCUUACCCAGGCCAGUGGUGAGUGCCGACCGUCAGCCUGGCCGGGAUAUUUGGCAUCUUAGCCGGGGUGAUUUCUUCCAUGCUGGAGUCCGUGGGGGAUUACUACGCCUGCGCCCGCCUGUCCGGAGCCCCGUCACCGCCAAAGCACGCCAUCAGCCGCGGGAUCGGAGUGGAAGGCAUCGGCUGCCUCCUGGCCGGCGUAGGGAGUCGAAUGGUGAUCAUUGCCGGUGCCUGUGCCAUGCUCCUCAGUGGCAUCUUCGGGAAAAUUGGAGCGAUACUUGCCAGCAUACCCACCCCUGUGAUCGGAGGCAUGUUCUUUGUGAUGUUCGGAGUUAUCACGGCAGUGGGGAUUUCCAAUUUGCAGUACACAGAUAUGAACUCCUCCAGAAACAUCUUUAUCUUCGGAUUUUCUGUGUUUGCUGGCCUCACCAUUCCCAACUGGGCAAGCAAAAACAGUACGCUGCUGGAAACAGGAAUCAUCCAGCUGGACCAGGUGAUCCAGGUGCUUCUCACCACUGGCAUGUUUGUGGGUGGACUCCUGGGGUUUUUCCUUGAUAACACCAUUCCAGGAACACAGGAGGAGCGAGGGCUCCUGGCAUGGAAGAACAGCCACAAGGGAGAGUCGGACAACUCUCAGCUCAUUUCCAAGGUCUAUGAUCUUCCAUUUGGCAUAGGCACCAAAUACUGCGCUUUCUCUUGGUUUCGGUAUCUCCCUGCUUGCCCCAAAAGACUCCCCAGUGGCAAGAAAAUGGAUGAACUGAAGGCUGCUGGGCACACAAGCAGUGUCAAAGCAAGCUCAGAAAGAGACUGUGAGAUCGGUGCUGAUACAAGGAUCUAA